Molecule: messenger RNA, 963 nt
Organism: Saccharomyces eubayanus
Lineage: Eukaryota; Fungi; Ascomycota; Saccharomycetes; Saccharomycetales; Saccharomycetaceae
Gene: AAC1
Product: ADP/ATP carrier protein AAC1
Exons: 1
Coding region: 1-963 (320 amino acids)
Biological process (GO): mitochondrial ATP transmembrane transport; mitochondrial ADP transmembrane transport
Cellular component (GO): mitochondrial inner membrane
Molecular function (GO): ATP:ADP antiporter activity
Source: RefSeq, a predicted model, not a curated record
AUGUCUCAAACGGAACCGCAGACUCAGAAGUCGCAUUUCGGCGUGGACUUCCUCAUGGGCGGCGUUUCUGCUGCCAUUGCGAAGACGGGAGCUGCCCCCAUCGAACGGGUAAAGCUGUUGAUGCAGAACCAGGAGGAGAUGCUGAAGCAGGGGUCGCUAGACUCGCGGUACCUGGGCAUCGCGGAGUGCUUUAAGAGGACUGCCGCACAUGAGGGCAUUCUGUCGUUCUGGAGGGGUAACACGGCCAAUGUGCUUCGGUACUUCCCCACGCAGGCGCUGAAUUUCGCGUUCAAGGAUAAGAUCAAGUCGCUGUUGAGUUAUGACAGGGACCGGGAUGGUUACGCCAAGUGGUUUGCCGGUAAUCUGUUUUCAGGCGGGGCCGCGGGCGGUUUGUCGCUGAUGUUUGUGUAUUCGCUGGACUAUGCUAGGACAAGGCUUGCUGCGGAUGCGAGAGGGUCGAAGUCGAAGUCGACUUCGACUUCGACUUCGACUUCGACACCUUCGCAAAGACAGUUCAGUGGGCUGCUGGACGUGUAUAGGAAGACGCUAAAGACGGACGGUGUGUUGGGUCUGUACCGCGGGUUCUUGCCCUCGGUGUUCGGGAUUGUUGUGUACCGGGGUCUGUACUUCGGCCUGUACGACUCCUUCAAGCCUGUGUUAUUGACGGGCGCCCUGGAGGGGUCGUUCGUGGCCUCAUUCCUGCUUGGUUGGGUCAUCACCGUAGGCGCUUCCACUGCGUCGUAUCCUCUGGACACUGUGAGACGAAGAAUGAUGAUGACCUCAGGGCAGGCCGUCAAGUACGACGGCGCCAUGGACUGUAUGAGGAAGAUCGUUCAGCAAGAGGGCGUCUACUCGCUGUUUAAGGGUUGCGGCGCCAACAUCUUCAGAGGCGUGGCCGCGGCCGGUGUUAUCUCGCUGUAUGACCAGUUGCAGCUGGUCAUGUUCGGCAAAAAAUUCAAGUAA